Ostrinia nubilalis (European corn borer) is the source of this 1308-nucleotide messenger RNA. RefSeq names its product AN1-type zinc finger protein 6 (gene drn). The record is from RefSeq and is a predicted model, not a curated record. Lineage: Eukaryota; Metazoa; Arthropoda; Insecta; Lepidoptera; Crambidae. Bases 482 to 1225 code for a protein of 247 amino acids. The transcript is spliced from 4 exons. Gene Ontology annotation, molecular function: DNA binding; zinc ion binding.
GCAUGAUUCGCCUUGGGCUCUCGAGGUCUUCGUACUACAUUAUUAAAAUGAUUGAAAUAAAGACAUAGACUAAUAUUAGCAGCACGCACGAAAGAAAUAUGUAUGUACCUAAGUAAUUUUAAAGUAGUCUCGAUACUAAUUCAACUCCGCCAAAUCCAGAGUUCUCCAAGACAGUACCGCGACGUACAAACUUUUUGAGUAUUGUCUAUGAUUGCACGAAAAACUUUAAAAUACGAAUUUUAUGUCAAGUAGACAUUUUGCAUACAGUAAUCAAAGUCACAAAAAUAUUAUUUCUAAACGGUUUACUUGUAUCGAAUUAACAGUAAAAAACUAAAAUAUACACCUUUUUAUCAUGUUAAUUUUUAAAAUGUAACAUUUUUAAUCCCUUUUAUCUCCAAGUCCAGACUUUGAGAUGAGGGGCUUAUUUACAUCGUAAGACGUGCCAAGAUGUCCAACCUGAAAGCAACAAAAAAUCUUAAUAAUGGAAAAUGACCCUAGCAAAAAAGAGUCCAAAGGUAAAAGGAUACUGAAGAAAGCAAUACGUCGCAAUAGUAAAUCCAACAACAACAGCCAGAGCUCCGCCAUGGAACAAAGUGUCGGUGUGUCGCGCUCGAAGAGUUUCGAAAAUAAGCGUCUGUCCAUCGAAAUAAACGACAGCUCCCCGCUGCCGAUGCCGGACGGGAUGAAGGAGAAAGUCGAGCACGACAUGCCGCAAAAGCUGAAAAUAGACGACAAACUAUUUCCAAGCCAGGACGGCCCCUCGGACGAGGUGAAAUUGAAGAAGGUUGUGGAAAUACAGGAGAGCCGCAACGAGAUCUUUGGCGAAUCGGCCACUGCGUCUAAAAACGGUUCCAAGUGCCGAAACUCCCCGAGACUCGAGAAAAAGGACGACCGCGUUUCUGAAAUAGAUCCUAAUAAAAAGAGUCUAAAGAGGAAAUUGGAAGAGGAGAGUGGAGCGGGCACCAGCGGCACGAGCACAGGCACCUCUGACACAGACGCCGACGACAAAGACCCCAGCAAGGACAAAAAGAAAAAGAAUAGGUGUGCCGUCUGCCGCAAGAAGGUUGGACUCACAGGGUUCGAGUGCCGCUGCGGAGGGCUGUUCUGCGCCGUGCACCGGUACAGCGACAAGCACGAGUGCUCGUUCGACUACCGGGAGCUGGGCGCGCAGGAGAUCCGCCGCAACAACCCCGUCGUCGUGUCGCAGAAGAUACACAAGAUAUGAGCCGCUUGAGCCGCCCGCCCGGCCCUCACCGCACCGCGCAUUACAUACCUUUAUGAUUUACUCUAAAUAAACAUUCGAUCGAG